This is a messenger RNA of Empidonax traillii (willow flycatcher), 1913 nucleotides long. RefSeq names its product XK related X-linked (gene XKRX). The coding region runs from base 16 to 1314 and encodes 432 amino acids. The transcript has 3 exons. Gene Ontology annotation, cellular component: membrane. The record is from RefSeq and is a predicted model, not a curated record. Lineage: Eukaryota; Metazoa; Chordata; Aves; Passeriformes; Tyrannidae.
CGGGCCGGGGCCGCCAUGGACAGCCCGAGCGGGGACUGCCCGCCCGCCGCCGCCCCGUCGCGGGCGAAGCUGCCGCUCAGCAUCGUCUUCUCGACGGCACUGUUCUGCGGGGAGGGGGCGGCGGCCACCGUGCUCUGCCUCUCCUACAGCCACUCCGACGACCGCUUCUGGCUGGCGCUUACCGUCUUCUUCGUGCUCUGCCCCUCCGUCCUGGUGCAGCUCACCCUCACCUUCGUGCACCGCGACAUCAGCCGCGACCGCCCCCUCGUUCUGCUCAUGCACCUGCUCCAGCUUGGCCCCAUUAUCAGGUGCUUGGAGGCCCUGCUGGUGUACUGCAAGUCAGGGAAGGAGGAGGAGCCCUAUGUCACCAUCACCCGCAAGCGGCGGCUGCGGAAAGGCUACGAGGUGGAGAUGGAGCAGGAGGUGGGACACUCAGAGCGCCGGCUGGCCACACACCGCAAUGCUUUCAAACGCAUGGCUGUCAUCCAGGCCUUCCUGGGCUCCACCCCACAGCUCACCGUCCAGCUCUACAUCAGUGUCCUGGAGAAGUACGUCCCUGUUGCCCGAGCUGUCCUCAUGGCCAUCUGCCUGGUGUCGGUCACCUACGGGGCGCUCGUCUGCAACAUCCUGGCCAUCCAGGUUAAGUACGAUGACUACAAGGUCCAGCUGCGGCCACUGGCCUUCCUCUGCAUCGUGCUGUGGCGCAGCCUGGAGAUCUCCACCCGCGUGGCCGUCCUUGUGCUCUUCAGCACUGUCUUCAAGCACUGGAUCAUCCCCAUUGCCCUGGCCAACCUGCUGGUGGUCUUCUUCUUGCCCUGGGUGCAGUUCUGGCGCAGUGGCACCCGCCUGCCCGACAACAUCGAGAAGAACUUCAGCCACGUAGGCACAGUGGUGGUGCUUUGCGCCUUCACCCUCCUCUAUGCCAGCAUCAACAUGUUCUGCUGGUCGGCCGUGCAGCUCAAACUGGCCGACCGGGACCUCAUCGACAAGUCGCAGAACUGGGGCCGCCUGGCCGUGUACUACGUGGCCCGGCUGGCCGAGAACACGGCCCUCGUCAUCCUCUGGUACUUCUUCAAAACAGACGUCUACGAGAAUGUCUGCACCCCACUGCUGGUAGUGCAGCUGCUCCUCGGCUACUGCCUGGGCAUCUACUUCAUGCUUCUCUUCUUCCAGUACCUGCAUCCCUGCCGCCAGCUCUUCCGGCACAACGUCGCUGACUUCCUGCACUGUGUCUGCUGCCGCCGGCACCCACCAGGGACCCCGCUGUGCCUCGAGGCACCCUUUGAGCCCGGUGUGAGGCACAGCAUUGUCUGAGGCACAGCUAACACCCACCUCUUCCAGCUGACUGCAGGCAUGGGGAUGGGCAGCACUGGGCUGCACCAGCAGUCGGAAGAUGCUUGUGGCAUGAGCCAGGUGCUGCCUGGUUCUGCAGUGGCAGCGGGUCCCAGUGGCAGGGGGACAGGAAUGUGCUCAUCUGCCCAGGACCAUGCAUAUGGACACGAAGGAGGGUUGAUUUGGAUUUGAUACAAGAAAGGAGUUUUUUACAAUGAGGGUGGUGAGGCACUGGCACAGGUUGCCCAGAGAGAUGGUGGACAUCUCAUUCCUGAAAAUAUUCAAGGCCAGGUUGGAUGGGGCUCUGAGCAACCUGGUCUAGGUGAAGAUAUCGCUGCCCAUGGCAGGGGAAUUGGACUAGGUGGCCUUUAGAGGUCCCUUCCAACCCAAACUAUUCUGUGAUUCUACAAUUUAAGGACUUGUGGGGUGACCAAACCACCUGCUGCUGCAAGCUGGCUGCUGUGCAGUGCACAGCCCCUGGGGUGCCCCUACACCCCCACCUGCUGCUAGGAUGUAUACUGUGACCUGGGGCCAUGGGUGCCAUUGGGACUGUUUUAAGCAGUAAAGAAACUUUGCUGUGA